AUGUCAGGCAUGCAUGACCGAGUUCCGAAGUCGGAACCCAGUCCAGCCAUUUCUGGAUUUCCUGUUCCAAUGGCGGUGUCACAUGGUCUACCUAAUAUCACCCCAGCCCACCCAAUUCCUAGUUCCUCUCUUGAGCACCUCACUAGGGACAUGAAAAACCUGGUGAAAAAGAUACAAGACCUCAGUCACUUGGGCAUCGAGGACAGCAAGAUUAUGCUUCCAAAGAUAUGUGUUGUCGGUGACCAGAGUACCGGGAAGAGUUCCCUGAUCGAGGGUAUUUCCGAGAUCAAGGUACCUAGAUCCGAGGGAACUUGUACUCGCUGCCCGCUCGAGAUCAAUCUCUCUGAAAGCGAUGAUGCUUGGAAGUGUGUCAUUCAUCUAUCUCGUCGAUAUGUCUUUGACCCGUCGAAGCGCCUGAAAGUCCCGAAGAAGUCGCAACCCCUGGGACCAUGGAUUGCCCUCGGCGGACAAGACGAUGAACACUUUGUCACCUUGGACAAUAAACAGCAAGUCGAAAAGGCUAUCAGUUGCGCCCAGUUGGCUAUCUUGAACCCAAGCACGGAUCCGCAGGAUUUUGUGCCUGGAACUAUGCCUGAUAUGUCACACACCCCUCAGGUCAAGUUUUCUCCGAACGCCGUGCGUUUGGAUAUCUCCGGUCCCGGUCUUCCUAAUUUGUCAUUUUACGAUUUGCCUGGAGUGAUUAGCCAAACUGAACAAGACAACGAACGAUACUUGGUGAAUCUAGUGGAGAAUCUGGUGAAAGACUACGUUUCUCAGGAACAUUGCAUUGUGCUUCUCACAUUGACCAUGACAGAUGACGCCACUAAUUCCAGUGCUGCCCGCCUCGUCCGUGAUAUCAAAGGCGCAAAAGAACGCACCCUUGGCGUCUUGACGAAGCCGGAUCGUCUACCCCCUGAUGGACGUUUUGACCUAUGGGGUGAAAUUCUUGACGGAAGCAAGUUCAAGCUUGGUCACGGUUAUUAUGUCAUUCGAAAUAACACCCACGCGGAUGUGAGCCAUGCCCAAGCUAGAAAAGAGGAAGAAAUAUUCUUUAGUUCUUCGAUGUGGACAAGGGAUCUCGCAGCAUUCGAAGACCGCUUUGGAACAAGGCAACUUCAAACGGCGUUGUCUGACCUUUUGAUGCGCCAAAUCUUAGGAUCUUUGCCAUCGAUUAUUGCCCAGAUUGAUGAAAAGUCGAAGGCCAUUGAUGCAGAAUUGAAGACACUACCCAAUCCUCCCACUGAGGAUGUGCAGCGGAUUCUUUGGGGCAAAACCUCUGAUCUUGAACGGAAGAUUCACGAACUGUUCGAUGGAACCCCCAGCAUCGAGCACUGUGCUUCCCAGAGGAAGCCAUUGCAAGAGCAGUGGAACAAGAUUGUUAUGGAUCUCCAGAUGGCACUUGCAAAGACACGUCCAAUCUUGGAUGUUGCUUCCCAGAAGGACAACGAGGACCUGGCGGAGGUUGUGGAUUCCGACUGUGAAAUGGUGAUUGUAGGUGUCAGCAUAUCAACACCCAAGAAGAGAAAGUCGCCUGCGAGCGGUACUUCGACAUCGGAGCCAGCAACACCGAGGAAGGCGUUGUACAGCACCGGCCACUUUGAAGGGUCCAAGCCCACUCGUAUCACUCUGCAACAACUUACCGAACUCAAGAUUCGCUCUAACACGGUUGGUGUGCCCAACCAGCUUGAUCCGCGGGCGAUUGAAAACCUAAACAAAAGGAGCGUUGAGCAUUGGGGCAAGCUCAUGGAAAUUUUCCUCAAGGCUACGCAUAACCUUGUGCAUAGUAUGCUGGUUGAAGCUCUGGAGGAGGAAUUUGCCCAGUAUCACCAGACAGGAUUGUACCAGGAGCUUAAGAGAAUUCUCAAGGAAUUCAUGGCCAAGCUCCGCCAUGCUCACCUUCAGAUCGCGAAGGAUUAUUGCAAGUCGGAGCACGAGAUACCCUUCACAAUGGCCCAAGGUCAACACCAGAUUUUGAUGCAACAGGCUGCGAACGCAUUGAGGGCUCGCCGCCACAAUGCUCGCGCCACGUGCUGGUUAAAAGUGCGCGGCCACGAUAUGAGCGACGAACGAAUUGCCGACAAGAUCAAGAAGAUCCAACCUGACCAUCUUGUUACUGAUAGAUACUCGCAGGAGAUUGAGAUGAUGGCAAGCUCGCUGGCCUACUAUGACAUCGCGUCGUCCCGUUUCCUCGACGUUCUAUGCCAGUCCACGCACAUGAAGUUGUUCCGGGCUUGCCGCGGAGGUCUUGUGAAUACCCUCCGUGACGACCUUGAAAUCUUCGGCGAUAACGGUCGUGCCCGCUGUCUCAAUCUCAUGACCGAAGAUCCAGAACGGCAGCACCGCCGUGCUCAGCUACAGAAAGAGCGUGAAAAGUUCUCGAAGGCGCAAGAAUGGUUGGACUCGGUCCGAGAUGAAGACAUGGAGAUGGAAGAUGUGGACCAAACUGAUGUCGCAGACAUCAAAGACGAUUGGUCUUUGUGA
Messenger RNA from Penicillium griseofulvum, 2481 nucleotides. RefSeq names its product putative dynamin GTPase. Gene Ontology annotation, cellular component: membrane; microtubule; cytoplasm. Bases 1 to 2481 code for a protein of 826 amino acids. Gene Ontology annotation, molecular function: GTPase activity; GTP binding; microtubule binding. Lineage: Eukaryota; Fungi; Ascomycota; Eurotiomycetes; Eurotiales; Aspergillaceae. The record is from RefSeq and is a predicted model, not a curated record. The transcript is spliced from 4 exons.